Euleptes europaea (tarantolino) is the source of this 465-nucleotide messenger RNA. It is a transcript of the gene TWIST2, whose product is annotated as twist family bHLH transcription factor 2. Gene Ontology annotation, biological process: regulation of transcription by RNA polymerase II; developmental process. Gene Ontology annotation, molecular function: DNA-binding transcription factor activity, RNA polymerase II-specific; protein dimerization activity; RNA polymerase II transcription regulatory region sequence-specific DNA binding. The record is from RefSeq and is a predicted model, not a curated record. The transcript has a single exon. The coding region runs from base 1 to 465 and encodes 154 amino acids. Lineage: Eukaryota; Metazoa; Chordata; Lepidosauria; Squamata; Sphaerodactylidae.
AUGGAAGAAAGUUCUUGUUCUACUGUUUCCCCUGUGGAUAGCUUGGGGACCAAUGAAGGCGAACUAGAGAGGAAGGCAAAACGAUCUGGAAGGAAGAGGAGAGAGAGUAAAAAGUCCAGUGAAGAUGGAAGCCCAAACGCAAGCAAAAGGGGGAAGACGUCCAGCCCAAGUGCCCAGUCCCACGAGGAACUCCGGAACCAAAGGAUUCUUGCUAAUAUCAGAGAGAGGCAAAGGACUCAGUCCCUUAAUGAGGCUUUCGCAGCCUUGAGGAAGAUAAUCCCAACGUUGCCUUCUGACAAACUCAGUAAAAUCCAGACUCUCAAACUGGCUGCCAGGUACAUAGACUUCCUUUACCAGGUGCUGGAGAGCGGUGAGACGGACACCAAGAUCACCAGCUCCAGUUAUGGAGCUCACGAGAGGCUCAGUUACGCCUUUUCUGUGUGGAGGAUGAAAGGAACUUGGUAG